Molecule: messenger RNA, 2897 nt
Organism: Erpetoichthys calabaricus (reedfish)
Lineage: Eukaryota; Metazoa; Chordata; Cladistia; Polypteriformes; Polypteridae
Product: muscarinic acetylcholine receptor M1-like
Exons: 2
Coding region: 378-2105 (575 amino acids)
Biological process (GO): adenylate cyclase-inhibiting G protein-coupled acetylcholine receptor signaling pathway; G protein-coupled receptor signaling pathway, coupled to cyclic nucleotide second messenger; chemical synaptic transmission
Cellular component (GO): plasma membrane; dendrite; synapse
Molecular function (GO): G protein-coupled serotonin receptor activity; G protein-coupled acetylcholine receptor activity
Source: RefSeq, a predicted model, not a curated record
GCUCUUCAAGAAUAACUGCUAGUAGCUUAACACUAGUGUUCUACGGAGGAAAAGGCCAAGCUCGUCACCUGAACUUCGCGCUGUCGUGACAUAAUAUUUACUCAAAUUGACAAGCAGGAGUUGCGGAGCCGCCAGUGCCUGCGAGAACGACAGCAGGUUAGGAGCGGGAAGAGAAGGACAGUUGUGCGCUCGCGCGAGAGGCUAAGACAUGAGCCCAUCCCGCCGCUCGCUGCGCUUUCGUCAGCUCUCCAGUAGCGCAGGCUGGGCGAACUGCGCUCUGUGCCACAGAGGAGUCUUGUGAGCCGGCAGAAUAAAGUGAAUCCGGACUCUCGGUGCCACCAUUGACACCUGUUGGAUUUACUCUUCACAAACUUUGUAUGUGCAGGAAAAAUAAGAUUCAGAGUAAAGCUGCUGCUAAUGUCCUUGGAAGAACUCAUCAAAGAGACAUUAUCUUCUGCACAGAACCUGAGUCAAAAAUGCCUCAGGUCACCCUGCCACACACCAGUCCUGUGAUGAACCUUUCCAUGAUUUCUACUUCUUUGAAACCUACAUUACCCCCUAAUUUCAGUUUGGAUGAUCCCCUUGGUGGCCACACAGUAUGGGAGGUGACCCUCAUUGUUCUUUUCACUGGAACAUUAUCUCUUGUCACCAUCAUUGGAAACCUCUUGGUCAUGAUAGCAUUCAAGGUAAACAGCCACCUGAAAACUGUUAACAACUACUUUCUGUUGAGUCUAGCCUGUGCUGACCUCAUCUUGGGAGCCAUUUCUAUGAACUUGUACACAACUUACAUCAUCAUGGGACGAUGGGCUUUAGGAAACCUUUGCUGUGAUAUUUGGCUGGCAAUUGACUAUGUGGCUAGCAAUGCUUCAGUCAUGAACCUACUAAUCAUUAGCUUUGACCGCUAUUUUUCUGUCACUCGACCCCUCACUUAUCGAGCAAAACGGACCCCCAAAAGAGCAGCAAUUAUGAUAGGACUAGCCUGGGCAAUUUCUUUUGUUCUGUGGGCACCAGCAAUUAUAUUCUGGCAAUACAUUGUUGGUAGCAGGACAGUUCCGCAAGAUGAAUGCUACAUUCAGUUUCUGUCACAGCCUAUCAUAACCUUUGGAACAGCCAUUGCUGCCUUUUAUUUACCAGUGAGUAUAAUGAUUAUACUUUAUUGGCGAAUCUACAAGGAAACCAGAAAAAGAAGUAAGGAGCUUAAAGGACUAAUGGGUUCUGAAAGUAGAGAUUCAACUGGCCAAGAAACCCAGCGGAUAUCCAACAGCAGUACAAAAAGUAACAGUAGUUGGGAGACCACCACUACACAAGCAGGAGAAAAUGGAAACCUGCAAAGUCCAGCCACACUUGGUAAGAAUACAUGUUGGCCUUUCCUGAAGAAGACAUCUUACAAAAGUAAGAUCAGCACCAAUGGGAGCUGGAUCAACAUCGAAGAAGAAGGGUCUCCAGAAAAUUCCACUUCAUCAGAUGAAGAAGAGUCUGCACUAGAAAUGAAGACCAUUUGUUCAGCUGUUGGCCGUGUUCCCUUAGUGCAAAAUGAAAGUGAGGACAAGACUGACAGCUUGGAUGAAGAGGGGAAGUACAGAGCCAAGAAAGAAGGCCACACAGGUAUGACUGCAGUGGUGGAUCGCAAUUUGUCCAGAGUGAUGAAUGACAGCAGAAACACUGCAACUCCAAGUGCAUCGAAGCGAUCUUCUCAGCUCACUGCAAGCAGCCUAAAUUCCCUCACAGCCCACUGCAAAGCACAGGCUGUAGCAGCCAAAGGGAAAAAGAGAAAGAACCAAUCAUUGAUAAAGGAGAAGAAAGCUGCCAAAACCCUCAGUGCCAUUCUUUUGGCUUUUAUUCUAACCUGGACUCCCUACAAUAUCAUGGUGCUGGUCUCCCCUUUCUGUAAGAAAUGUGUUCCUGAGAAACUCUGGGAACUCGGUUACUGGCUCUGCUAUAUCAAUAGCACUGUGAACCCAGUGUGCUAUGCUCUCUGCAAUGAACACUUCAGGGUUACUUUUAAGAUGCUGCUCAUGUGCCGAUGGGACAAGCGUAAGUGGGGGAGACCUCAGAGAAGUGCCCCCUCCUCUUUGCGUGGUAAGACACAAAGUAGCUCUGUCUAGAAUGUGACUGACACAGGCUGGGCCGAGUAAUGCUCGCAAGGAGCAUGCCUCGAGACAGUAACAGUUGCCCAAGGUUUUCACGGUGGCACGGUCAGCAGCAUAUGUGUAAAGCCACAGGAAGACUAAUGAAGACUUGGGGCGAGACCGUGCCAGGGAAGACGCAGGCACACUGUGUUUCCAGUUAGCCUGGAGGACUGCUCUCAACCAGGUGAGAAGGGCAGAGCCCUGGUGAAGGAAAAGCAAGAGCAGGAGCCUGUGGAAUUUCUUCUUUCUUUGGGGGAACUGUGGCAGAAAGCUUACAGGAAUUUCAUCUGCUUUAUGCUUAAAAUGUGUUGGUUUUCUGGGUUUGAUCUUAAGUUUGUCUUUAUAAAAAAUGAAUAAUGACAACAGUUUAGUUCAGGGUGUUAGUAUGAGCACUCCCUGUCUAUUAUGUUCAGGGUGGAUUCAAAUGGGAUUUUACUCUCUUUCUCCUUUAGAGGAGCUUCAGUGUCCUCUUGCACUUCAGUAAGUAACUGGAGGCAAGAAUAAACACAAGCAGUUUCCAGCUGCCAAAAAUACUAGUAACUGGUUUCCAUUAAAAGGAAUGUUGAUGUUGGACAUGGGAAUCUGUCAGCUUGGAGAGAAAAGGUGCUACUAGCAAAAUUUGAAUUUGAUUAUUCUAGAAGGAAUAUAUAUUUAGCAAAAAAGAAUACUGUUUAAAAACAUACCAUUCAGUCACAUGCGGAAGAACUGCCACUUAUGAAAUGUUUGUUAGCUUCCUAAAUAAAAGGUGGUUGACACUUACAUCCUGGA